AUGGUGUACAGACAGGAAAAGGAGCUCCAACAGUUAUGUAUGAAGAUAAUGCUGCUUGCAUCGCACAAUUCAAGGAUGGAUACAUCAAAGGAGACAAGAACGAAGCACAUCCUACCGAAAUUUUUCUUCACCCAUGAGUUACAGAAGAAUGGUGAUGUAAGUGUACACCAGAUUCGUUCAAGCGAGAAUUUGGCGGACUUCUUUACUAAGGCGCUUCCAACAUCUACUUUCAAGAAACUAACUCAUAUAAUUGGACUGCAUCGUCUCAAGGAUCUCAGUGGAUGUCCACAUGAGAGGAAGUAA
Messenger RNA from Microthlaspi erraticum, 303 nucleotides. Lineage: Eukaryota; Viridiplantae; Streptophyta; Magnoliopsida; Brassicales; Brassicaceae. The record is from the annotation of a GenBank genome assembly.